Empidonax traillii (willow flycatcher) is the source of this 2403-nucleotide messenger RNA. RefSeq lists its product as uncharacterized. NCBI's taxonomy places the organism in Eukaryota, Metazoa, Chordata, Aves, Passeriformes, Tyrannidae. Gene Ontology annotation, molecular function: RNA-DNA hybrid ribonuclease activity; nucleic acid binding. The record is from RefSeq and is a predicted model, not a curated record. The transcript is spliced from 2 exons.
AUGCAGUUGUCCCUUGGGUGUGGGAGACGGGUGCCGGGAUUUUCCAAAGCAGCAGCUCCAGUAGUGGUAGAACUUAAAGAGGGAGCACAGCCAGUGCGAAUUAAACAAUACCCAAUUAGUUUAGAAGCGAGAAGGGGGGUAGCGCCUUUGAUUAAGCAAUUUGUAGUUCUUGGAAUAUUAAAAGAGUGUGAAUCAGAAUUUAAUACACCAAUCUUUCCAGUCAGGAAACCAAACGGGAAAUUCAGGUUAGUACAAGAUCUAAGAGCAGUCAAUCUCUUAACUAAGGACAUUCACCCGGUGGUUGCAAAUCCAUAUACCUUGUUAACAUCUGUUUCUGAGAAAUUUCAGUGGUUUUCAGUGAUAGAUUUGAAAGAUGCAUUCUUCUGCAUACCAUUGGCACCGGAAAGCUGGCACCUUUUCGCCUUGGAGUGGGAAGAUCCCAACACGGGGAGGAAAAGACAGCUAACCUGGACGCGUCUACCACAGGGUUUUAAAUCUUCGCCUACAAUAUUUGGUAAUCAGCUAGCGAAGGAACUUGAGGAAUGGAAGACAUCACAGGUAAAAGACUCUCCUUUUUCCUACAUAGUAUUGCAAUAUGUAGAUGACAUCCUUCUGGGUACGGAAGGAUGAGACCUGUGUUGCAAGCUAACCAUUGAACUGUUAAACAUGCUGGGCCAAGCAGGUUACCGAGUUUCAAAGGAAAAGGUCCAACUAGUUAAACAAAAAGUUAUCUACUUGGGCUGCGAAAUUUCCCAAGGAGUUCGGCGAUUAGGCGCAAACAGAGUAAAAGCCAUCUGUGCUAUCCCGGUCCCACGGAAUAAUCAGGAAUUGAGAUCUUUUCUAGGAAUGGUUGGCUUGUGCCGACUAUGGAUUCCUGAUUUCGGACUCCUCGCUAGACCACUGUAUGAAGCAGUGAAGGAGCCGCAGCUAGUUUGGAGACCGGCACAGGAGAAGGCCUUCCAGGACUUAAAGAAAGCCCUGCGGGAAGCACCUGCUUUGGGACUGCCUGACAUAACAAAAGAUUUCCAGCUGUAUGUCUGCGAAAGACAACGGUUGGCUCUGGGGGUACUCACGCAACGAUUGGGAUCCUGGAAGAGACCCGUUGGUUACUUUUCAAAGCAACUGGACACUGUAAGUGAGGGUUGGCCUGGGUGCCUCAGAGCGGUGGCAGCAACGGUGAUAUUGAUCCAGGAAGCACGUAAACUGACUCUGGGAAGGCAUAUUACAGUUUAAGUGCCACAUAUGGUCAUAGCAGUCCUGGAACAGAAAGGGGGGCAUUGGCUCUCCUCCAGCAGAAUGUUACAAUACCAGGCCCUGCUCAGGGAACAGGAUGACAUUGAAUUAAAAGUUACUAACCAUCUCAAUCCAACUGAGUUUCUCAGGUCCUCCCAGGAAGAGGGAGUCCUGGAACAUGACUGCAUGGAGACAAUCGAGCAUGUCUAUGCCAGUCGAAAGGACUUGAAGGAUGAACCACUGGAGAACCCGGACUGGGAACUGUUUACAGAUGGAUCAAGCUUCGUGGAAAACGGCACCAGGUAUGCAGGGUACGCGGUGGUAACCCUACAGGAGAUUGUGGAGGCAAAAGCAUUACCCCCGGGAACAUCAGCACAAAAAGCUGAAAUAUGGGCAUUAGUAAGAGCCCUAAUCCUGAGCCAAGAAAAGAGAGUUAAUAUCUGGGCUGACUCAAAGUAUGCUUUUGGAGUAGUCCACGUACACGGGGCAUUGUGGAAGGAAAGAGGGUUGCUUACUUCACAAGGGACAGCAAUUAAACAUCGGGAGGAAAUUCUUCAGCUACUAGAAGCAAUACACAAACCGUCAGCUGUAGCCAUAAUGCAUGUGAAGGGGCACCAAAUCAAUGCGGAACCAGAAUCUCAAGGAAAUAGAUUGGCAGACCAAGCGGCACGACGAGCAGCUACACAGAUAUGGACUCAAAUGGCUUUGUUACCAACUCGUGAUAAUCCUGCAGCAGUACACAUGGAAGAAAAACCCCAUUACACACCACAAGAUGAAAAGUUGGCCCGCAUGAUGGAAGCAAAGAAAAAUGUAAAAGGGUGGUAUAUUACCUCUACUGGACAGGUAAUACUACCAGUCAGAAUAAUGAAAACGGUGCUUGAAAUCGAACAUGCGCUCCGGGGAGCCUUACAGUGGAAUCGGCCUUUACCUCUGGAGAACCCAGUGCAUGACAUCUCUCCAGGAGAUCAGGUCUACGUGAAGAAUUGGUCGGUAGAACCAUUGAAGGAAACAUGGGACGGCCCCCGCCAGGUGUUGAUGACAACCUAUACAGCAGUCAAGGUCGAAGGCAUCGACACCUGGAUUCACUACACGAGGGUCAAGAAGGUCCCCGCGCAGUGGGUUGCAGAAUCCAUCACGCCGACCAGAACGGUGUUCUGGGCGGUCCAAUAA